Babesia sp. Xinjiang is the source of this 972-nucleotide messenger RNA. It is a transcript of the gene mts, whose product is annotated as Serine/threonine-protein phosphatase PP2A. NCBI's taxonomy places the organism in Eukaryota, Apicomplexa, Aconoidasida, Piroplasmida, Babesiidae. The coding region runs from base 1 to 972 and encodes 323 amino acids. The transcript has 5 exons. Gene Ontology annotation, biological process: mitotic cell cycle; peptidyl-serine dephosphorylation. Gene Ontology annotation, cellular component: cytosol. The record is from RefSeq and is a predicted model, not a curated record. Gene Ontology annotation, molecular function: protein serine/threonine phosphatase activity.
AUGGAGCGAGAUGUAGACUAUUAUCUAUCUGACAUUGAAUUAGGUGAGUUGGAAGCAACAAUCGACCGGAUUUUCAAUAGCGAGGCUAUCCCUGAGCAAGCCGUACUUAAGCUGUGUAACCUAGCUAAGGAGAUAUUGUCUAAUGAGAGCAAUAUCAUAUCUGUAUCUGCACCUAUAACAGUGGUUGGCGACAUCCAUGGACAGUUGUACGAUCUGAAAGAGCUUUUUCGUAUAGCUGGUACGGCCCCUAAUACCAACUUUUUGUUUCUUGGGGAUUACGUAGAUAGGGGCUAUUAUUCCAUAGAAAGUGUGACACUUAUCUUAUGCCUUAAAGUACGUUACAAAGAUAGAGUUUUCAUAAUACGGGGUAAUCACGAAUGUCGUCAAAUUACUCAAGUUUAUGGGUUUUACGAUGAAUGUUUACGAAAAUAUGGUAAUGCUAACGUAUGGGUAGCACUAACAAAUCUUUUCGAUUAUCUACCUCUGGGAGCACUCAUCGAUGGUCAAAUAUUCUGUCCUCAUGCAGGGCUAUCACCAUCUCUUGAUUCGCUAGACCAAGUGCGAGAUCUCAACAGGGUACAAGAAAUUCCACAUGAAGGUCCAAUGUGUGAUCUGUUGUGGUCAGAUCCCGAGGAACGUACAGGUUGGGGCCUUAGCCCUCGUGGAGCGGGCUUUACAUUCGGUUAUGACAUUUCGAAAGCCUUCAAUCGCACAAAUGGUCUCGAGCUAAUAGUUCGUGCCCACCAGCUUAUCAUGGAGGGCUAUCAAUGGUCCCAAGAUCGCAAUGUAGUAACAGUAUUCUCGGCACCAAAUUACUGUUAUCGUUGUCGCAAUCAAGCUGCGAUCAUGGAGAUUGACGAACGCAUGAGAUUCACAUUCUUGCAAUUCGAUCCUUCACCCGUUCGUGAACCCCUUGAAAGGCAAGAAGAAAACGUUGAUUACUUAUUAGAAGAUCUUAAGUACAUCAAUUAA